CAUACAUCGUUAGGAAUACUGUGGUGGGCUGGAGGUGCUGUCGGUGUUUAUCUUUCCAGGAAUGGCAAAAGAAAUAUAAUGCCAGUUUUUGUAAUUUUAUUUACCGGUUAUGCUAUGGGUUCGCAUGCCCAGGCUUCUGAAAUAUCCACAAAGAUUCAUUCAAUGUUCGGUUAUGUGCUCAUGGGUGCUAGUUUAGCAAGACUAGUUGAAAUUUGUAUUUUCUCUGAAAAAACUUUGGUUCCUUUCAAUUAUGUGUGUCCUUAUGUAAGCCUUCUUUUCAUGGGUGCAACUCUUGAACAAAUUGCAUUGCUAACACAACUCGGCAUUGAUCCAUUCUCAUAUGCAUUGGUUCUUGCGAGCACUGCAUUUUUAAUAUUCCUUUUCACAAACUGCUUAGUAGAUUUAUAUUGGAAAUCUGGUCAAAACGAUGGUGAACCAAUUGAUAAUAACAACAUAAUGACUCAUAUUCCGUUACCCUUAACAGAUCCACAUCUUUCAAGUUCAAAUUCUGAAGAUGAUCAUGAUGUACUAUUUCAACGUGCUAAAUCUAACGAUGAUGAUUACGAGUUACAUAAUUUUGUCCGAAAUUCAAGUUUUGAUUUAGUUGCG
Cetraspora pellucida is the source of this 609-nucleotide messenger RNA. The record is from the annotation of a GenBank genome assembly. Lineage: Eukaryota; Fungi; Glomeromycota; Glomeromycetes; Diversisporales; Gigasporaceae.